Messenger RNA from Cyprinus carpio (common carp), 660 nucleotides. Its product is annotated as protein ripply2-like. NCBI's taxonomy places the organism in Eukaryota, Metazoa, Chordata, Actinopteri, Cypriniformes, Cyprinidae. Gene Ontology annotation, cellular component: nucleus. Gene Ontology annotation, biological process: embryonic pattern specification; negative regulation of transcription by RNA polymerase II. The record is from RefSeq and is a predicted model, not a curated record.
UGGUCAGAUGUGUGAAUUCGCCAUGUGUUUGCGGGAGUGUGACCUCGCACCUGACGCGACGCGCGAACGCACCGUUUGGCACGAGCCCGCGCACACAGGUAUAUAAAGACCCCAGAGUCGAGUCUGAGCAUCAGUCCGAUCGGAAUUUACUCUUCAGCUUCUCUGUCCACGACACGAUGGAGAAACUCACUUUGACGCACGGAUUCAACUCUGAAACAAACGCGACGCGGCCCUGGAGACCCUGGAUCCACAAAAGCAGAACCAAUAAGCCUUAUGAGCGAGCAUCAGCUGGUGACCAUCACUUGAAGGCCCCUGUGAUCACACACCCGGUGAAGUUGUUCUGGCCCAAAUCUCGCUGUUUUGAUUAUCUGUACCUGGACGCUGAGAUCCUCCUGCGCAGUUAUCCGGUUCAGGCCACAAUCUGCCUGUGUGAGGACUCGGACAGCGAUGAUGAUGAUGAUGAUGAUGAAGAAGAGGAGCAUGAGAAGGAACUCAGCUGAAGACCUUCAUCACUUUAUUCAUAGACACUGAACUCUGAUUCACUUUAUUCAGUCAAUGCAUGUAAAUAGUUGUGAAUAUGUAUAUAAAACUGGAGGUUUGAAUGUAAAUAGAUUUUAUUUUUUAGUAUUUAUGAUAAAUUAUUCUACAUGCCAGCUGUAA